GGCGUGAGAUUCCUUUCUGUGUUGAUUAAUUUCAUUGCAGGAAAUACAAAGUUCAGGAGACAGAAACACAGAGAAGAUGAGCUACUUUUGUGUGUGCAAGUACAAUAAUCUUGUGAUCAUGCUAGUAUUCUUGGUGUUCUUCUUCGGGACGUCGGGGGCUGCUGGAAGAGAGAGCUUGCUGCCAGAGCUGUGGAGCCGAGAGGACAUGGUGCAAGGAGCUGGAUAUGGAGAGGAGAAGCUCUCAACGGUGCUGGUUACAGGCACUGUUCUUUGUCACGCUUGUCUGGAUAAAGAGUCUCAGAAUCCUUCAUUGCCCAUCUCAGGUGCUUCAGUAUCUGUUACAUGCCAUGCCAGUGGGAAGAAAAGGAGAUCAACUUUGGCACAAGGAGUCACAGAUGAAAAUGGAGAUUUCAUCAUCGAUCUUCCUUCUGAACUUCAUGCAGUUCCAAACUUGGAGAAGACAUGUUCAGUUGAAGUUCAUCAGCUGCCAAGGAACUCGCUCUGCCAACCAGGUUUUGUCAGGAAACACAGAGGAAUAAGAUUAUCAUCAGUUGGGAAUGGCAUACGGACAUACACAGCAAGAACGAUAAGUUUCAUGGACCCGAAAUCAAAGCCUUCACCAGCUUCCAUGAAGAAGAUGGCUGGUAAAGAUGAGAUGUCAUGGUAGACACCUUGGACCUACUUAUUAUGAACAUCGCUCUGACAACUCAUUUGGAUGGCGCUUCAGUCACAGCAUUGAGUGCUUGUAAAAAAAUAAAACAAAUCGUAAAAAUACAGAGGAUGAUGGUGAUAUAGCGUAGAUGUAAAUUCAAUGUUUUGCUAUAUGUUGAGCUUGAGUAACGGCCAAUCAUUAUAAUAAAGAUGUUCUUCCACAUGGGGGAAGAAACUGUUUACCA
This is a messenger RNA of Vitis riparia (riverbank grape), 896 nucleotides long. RefSeq lists its product as uncharacterized. NCBI's taxonomy places the organism in Eukaryota, Viridiplantae, Streptophyta, Magnoliopsida, Vitales, Vitaceae. The transcript has 2 exons. The coding region runs from base 77 to 667 and encodes 196 amino acids. The record is from RefSeq and is a predicted model, not a curated record.